CUUCUCCUUCCGACCUCCCAGCUCUCCAUCUCAAUGCCGACUUCUCAACAUACUUGGUGUAUUGUUGUCCUUCUUCUCAUAAAUUCAAGCCAAACACUGUGCCAUACCAAAGGUAUCCGACCAAGGAAGUCGGCAGGUUCGAACUUAUCGACCAAUAUGACAAAUACCCAGUUAGCAGAACAACAAUUCAUGAAAUGGGUCACAUUUGUUGGAAGCCUCAGACACUCUCUCUUCUCCACAGCAAAGAACAAACUCUUCCCUUCUUAUACUCUUACUGUUCAUAAAAACCCGGCUGCCGGAGAUUUUACAUCGAUUCAAGAUGCCAUUGAUUCACUUCCAUCCGUUAACCUUGUGAGGGUUGUUAUCAAGGUCAAUGCCGGAGUCUAUACGGAGAAAGUGAAUAUACCACCAUUGAAAUCCUUCAUAACCAUAGAAGGAGCAGGAGCGGAUAAAACAAUUGUCCAAUGGGGAGACACAGCUCAAACACCUGGGCCGAAUGGACGGCCCAUUGGUACCUUCAAUUCUGCAACUUUUGCCGUGAAUUCCCCUUAUUUCAUAGCUAAGAACAUUACUUUUAAGAACACAACACCCCUACCGCCACCGGGAGCAAUUGGAAAGCAAGCAGUAGCAUUCAGAAUUUCCGGAGAUACGGCAGCGUUCUGGGGCUGUAAAUUCUUCGGCGCACAGGAUACACUCUAUGAUCAUCUAGGUAGACACUACUACAAAGACUGCUACAUUGAAGGCUCUGUGGAUUUCAUCUUUGGCAAUGGUCUCUCACUGUUUGAGGGAUGUAAUGUGCACGCAAUAGCUCAGAAAUAUGGAGCUGUGACUGCCCAAAGCAGGAUGAGCCUCCUAGAAGACACUGGGUUUUCAUUUGUCAACUGUAGAGUCACUGGCUCAGGAGCUCUCUAUCUUGGGAGGGCAUGGGGUACCUUCUCCAGGGUCGUCUUUGCCUAUACCUAUAUGGACAAUAUUAUCAUUCCCAAAGGCUGGUAUAACUGGGGAGACCCUAACAGACAAAUGACUGUAUUCUAUGGACAAUACAAAUGCACGGGACCCGGAGCAAGUUUCGCGGGAAGAGUUUCAUGGUCAAGAGAACUCACCGACGCUGAGGCCAAGCCUUUUACUUCACUGACCUUCAUUGACGGAUCUGAGUGGAUCAAAUUCUAAUUUAUAUUAAUACAUGUCUCCUCAUUAGUUAACUAAUCAGCAGUGUAAAGUAUUGUUUUUA
Molecule: messenger RNA, 1231 nt
Organism: Nelumbo nucifera (sacred lotus)
Lineage: Eukaryota; Viridiplantae; Streptophyta; Magnoliopsida; Proteales; Nelumbonaceae
Product: putative pectinesterase 53
Biological process (GO): pectin catabolic process; cell wall modification
Molecular function (GO): pectinesterase activity
Source: RefSeq, a predicted model, not a curated record